Molecule: messenger RNA, 748 nt
Organism: Paraphaeosphaeria sporulosa
Lineage: Eukaryota; Fungi; Ascomycota; Dothideomycetes; Pleosporales; Didymosphaeriaceae
Exons: 1
Coding region: 69-608 (179 amino acids)
Source: RefSeq, a predicted model, not a curated record
ACACAAUAAGCGUUCAAUCAAGUAUCUGACCCAAUACAACCCCCCACCCCCUCCAGGAAAACGACCAUAUGGAGGACAUGGAAGAAGACGACAUUGCAGCCGCCAUGGGCUUCUCGUCCUUCGGUGGCACUAAGAAGCGAAAGUACGACCAGACAAAUUCCCCCAAAGCAAGAGCCGAUGCAAGCGGGGCCAACACAACACUUCUGGGUGUAAGGUCCAAGGUCAAGCUGGAUCCUUCGCAAGAAGCAUCCGAUAACGGCGCCGAUCCCGAAGCCAGCAGCUAUGGUAUCGAGUCACAGCAGGCGUUGGCUAAGAACAAAACCAAAGAAAAGCAAGAGCAGCCCGCCGCCACUGGCCUUGCGGCAUUUUUGUCAAGGGGCCAGGAUAUUCCAGGACGGCCUGCUACAGAAGAGAACCGGGUUGUUGUGCCCCCACACGAUGAUGACUCCAGCGCCUCGUUCACGGUGUCCUUUGGCGGUCCGCCGAUUCCUCAAGCUGAGCUGGCUGCUCUUCGAAAUGGUGUGGUAGACGAGAACGGCGACAAGGCUUAUUUCCUCCCUAGCUUUGUGGAAGAUCCCUGGGAGAAGCUACCCAGCGGAAGUAAAUGAGGCAUUUCAAAUCUUACUUACGGCGUGUCAAAUCUGUAGCAAUUGUCCAUCUGAUCCAACGACAAUCACUCAUCGGACUGCGUGCCUCUGCGGGGACUGAUAGCGCAAGCACAUUAAUUGAGACUCGCUCAACAAGACUG